GAAUUAUUGUGACGGGCGAUAUGCAAUCCUUCAAGGAUGCUAGGUCUUUAAGUGACAUUAUGUCUGGAGUAGUUGCUUCAAACAUGUAUUAUUAUAAAUUUAUUGCUCCGUUAAUGUUAAAAAUCCUGAUUGUUUUGUACCGUUUUUAUAUAAUCUGACUACAACUUUAUGUUUGCUCAUCAGAAACACGGUGACGCUUAUUGAAAACUCCUCUUCAUGUCGCGGGUCAAAGUAGCAGCUUUGUGCCUCUCUGUGCCUCUAGUUUGCAUAGAUAUCAUCCUUUGCUUCCGGACUUUUUUUUUUUAUAACUUGCAGGCAGUGCCUAUAAUGCAAGUUAACUUUUACUUCCUUGUACACACAGGCUGAUAGAGGAACUGACCGUCCUGCGGCUGGCCUUUUCACAACACCACAUCCUCUCCAGCUUCAUUUCAUAACUUUUCAAGCCAUGGUUGAAUAUUAAAAGACAAAACAAACGCCGACUUUCUUUGUGAAGAAGCUUAUUCACUCGAAAGCUGCAGACAUGGCUUGUUUCAUGCAGCAGGGCGAGAUGACGGAGUACAAGAAGAUCCUGAUCAAACGGGACUUGGAGAUGGGCGUGGUCAUGACGGUGUUCCGGCAGAAGGCGGAGCGGCUCACGGUGCAGGUCAUCAUGGAGACCCGGCAGGUGGCGUGGACCCGCACCGCAAACAAAACCGACGGUGUCUUGGACCUGUUUGAGAUCAGGGAAAUUCGUCCYGGCAGAAACUCCAAAGACUUCGAACGCUUCAAAGAUGGGAAGGACAGACACGACGAGAACACCUGCUUCACCAUUUUCUACGGCUCCCAGUUCGUCCUGAGCACCCUCAGUCUCGGAGCUGAUUCUGUCGAGGAGGCACAGAAAUGGCUCAUAGGACUCGAACUGCUGAGGGAGGAAACUCUGGCAGCUCCAACUCCAGUUCUUAUAGAAAGUUGGUUGAGGAAACAGAUGUAUUCUGUCAAUCAGACCAAGAAAAACACCCUCUCUGCAAAAGAACUGAAGGCUCUGCUUCCUACAUUUAACUAUAAACCUCCCAACUCUUGGACCAUCAAAGACAAAUUACAGGACAUUGGAGCAAAGAAGGAUCGUCUGGAUUUUGUGCAGUUUCACAAGUUUUAUAACAUGAUCAUGUUUGAACAGAACGAGAUCCUUGAUGAAUUCAAGAGGGAAAACUGUUCUUUUAUUCUGGGAAACACAGAUAAACUGGACGCCUCAGCUGUUCUGCUGCAUGAUUUUCAACGGUUUCUCAUUUACGAUCAAAAGGAACCCUGGGCCAGUGAUCUAAACCAGGUCAGAGAACUGAUGACCGUAUUUAUUGAUGACACCAUGAGGAAAACCAACGAUCCCGAGUUCACCGUUAGCGAGUUCCUCAGCUUCCUGUUCUCCAAGGAGAACUCUGUUUGGGAUCAGAAGUUCUCAGAGAUCAACAACCUGGACAUGAACAACCCGCUGUCCCACUACUGGAUCAACUCCUCGCACAACACCUACCUGACAGGUGAUCAGCUGUUCAGUGAGUCGUCCACAGAGGCGUACGUUCGCGCUUUACGUAUGGGAUGUCGCUGUGUUGAACUGGACUGCUGGGAGGGUCCAGGGGAGCCAAUCAUCUAUCACGGCCGGACCAGGACCACCAAAAUUAAGUUUGAGGAUGUGGUCAAAGCCAUCAACGAGCAUGCAUUUGUCACCUCAGAAUUUCCAUUGAUCCUGUCCAUAGAGGAACACUGUCCUCUGGAGCGUCAGAUGGCGCGGAUCUUCAAAGACGUGUUCGGAGACAAACUUCUGACCGAACCGGUGGAGCAAAUGGCCGAACAGCUGCCCUCGCCGACGCAGCUGAAGGGCAAGAUCAUACURAAGCACAAGAAGCUGAACGUGGAGGGCGGAGUCGAGAUGACUAAUGACUUCAGGAAGGGACAGAAGCAAGGAGACCUGGAGAUCUGGGACCCCGUGGACCAGCGGUGGAACAAACACUACUGUGUGAUCUCUGGUGACAAGCUGUACUAUGCAGAGGAGUACGAGGAGGAAGAGGAAGAUCCCAGGAAGUACCAGGAGCUGCACUGCACGGAGCCGUGGUUUCACGGUCACAUACCGGAAGGUCGGCUGAUGGCUGAGAGACUGAUCCAGAAUUACUGUGCAGAAACCGGAGCACAAAAUGGCACCUUCUUGGUUCGAAAAAGUGACACAGUUGUCAAUGACUGCACRCUCUCAUUUUGGCGCGACGGGAGAGUCCAGCACUGUCGUAUUCGCUCYGGCACAGAGGGAGGCCGCAACAUCUUCUACCUGACGCCAAAUCUGCACUUUCCCAGCGUUUUCUCUCUGAUCCAGCACUAYAGAGAAACUCCGCUGCGCUGUCAUGACUUCGAUCUGCGGCUCACUGAAGCUGUCCCAAAACAAGACCCUCAUCUGCAGGAAGGGUGGUUCUACAGUAAUCUGAGCAGAGGGCAGGCUGAGGAUUACCUGCUCAGGAUUCCAAGAGAUGGAGCGUUCCUCAUCCGACAGAGAGAAGGAGAACCAGACUCCUUCGCCAUCACGUUCAGAGGUGASGGUAAAGUAAAACACUGCCGGAUCCAGAAGGAGGGGAACGUCUACCUGCUGGGCACCACUACGGAGUUUGAGAGUCUUGUGGAGCUGGUGAACUACUUCAAGAAGAAGCCGCUGUAUCGCAAAAGCAAGCURCGUUACCCGGUCACACCGGAGCUGGCUGAACGCUUCAGCCACCAUAAAAACAGCGCUGACAUCUAUUCUACAGAAGUGUACGUGAAACCCACUGAGAUCAAGCCUUCUCUGCCCCAGAAUACAGUCAGGGCUUUGUACAGCUACCAGGCGAAGAGACCGGACGAGCUCAGCUUCACCAGAGGAGCUUUGAUUCACAACGUGUCCAAGGAGAACGAUGGAUGUCACAAACACGGUUCACGUCCUGCUCUCAGGUGGAAAGGUGACUACGGAGGAAAGAUGCAAAAGUUCUUUCCUUCAAACUACGUAGAGGAAGUCUCCAACAGCACCCAAGCAGACACUAAAGCCCAGGACAUGGAAGACAACCCUCUUGGAGAACUCUGUAAUGGGAUUGUGGACAUCUCCAAGUGCAACAUCCAAACCAUGAAAAACGGUAAAAACGGGAAGCCCCACGUGUUGGUCCUGCAGAACAUGGAGCAUGAUGGGAUGGCGUUCGAUCUGGCCACGGACUCUCUGGAGGAGCUGUUUAAGUGGUACCAGGUGUCCUGGGACAUAACUCAGAGAAAAGCGAGCGAAGAGUACAACAAGAAGCAAGAGAUAAAACAGCAGGAGGAAGUGGAGAAGAAGGCAGAGGUUGCCAUGGAGAUGUCGGACCUGGURGUCUACUGUCAGCCGCGCAGCAAGGAGAAGGACCGCUUUGAGAAGUACACCUACAAAGAGGUCCGCUCCUUCGUGGAGAACAAGUUACCAGGAAAGAGCCGCACCAGGGACUUCCUGCAGUACAAUCGCAAAGCUCUGAGUCGCGUCUACCCGAAAAGUCAGCGGAUGGAGUCCUCCAACUAUGAUCCCUACCCUCUGUGGGCCCUGGGCUGCCACAUGGCAGCUCUCAACUUCCAGACCGCAGACAAAGCCAUGCAGCUGAACGGCGCCCUCUUCAGCCUGAACGGAUCCACCGGGUACGUUUUACAGCCGGAGUUCAUGCGUUCAGACAGCUACGAUCCUUGCCAGGAGAAGAAGAACGUCAAGUACAUAAUUAAGAUUAAGGUGAUAGCUGCAAGGCACCUCCCUAAACUGGGCCGCAGCAUCAUCAGCCCGUUCGUGGAGGUCGAGCUGUGUGGACACACCGAGGAGAAGUUCAAAACCAUCGUUUACCGUGAUAAUGGUCUGAACCCGGUGUGGAAAGUCCCGGCAGAACCCGUGGCGUUCAACGUCUACGAGCCAGAACUCACCUAUCUUCGCUUUGUGGUCAACGAGGAAGACAUGUUCUCAGACCCCAACUUCCUGGCUCAGGCCACAUUUCCUGUCAAAGGCCUGCGCUCAGGUUACCGCUCCGUCCCUCUGAAGAACGGCUUCAGUGACAACUUGGAGCUAGCCUCUCUGCUGAUCCACAUCGACGUGCAACAAGCCGGGAGGGCGGAGGAGGAGCUGUACUCGUCCUCCAACCAGCUGAGGAAGAAGCAGGCCGAGCCCAGCGAGCCUUUCCUGUACGACACGCACUCCAACCUCCAGCGCUCCACGCUGCCGCGCCAAGCCAACCACCUGCUGGUGAGGGAGUCCAGCGAGAGGCACAGGGUGAAAGAGAAGAAGAUAAACAACAGUAAAUUUUACUCCUGAGGCCUCACCUGUCUGAAUGUCAGACGACCAACUGAUGGAGAUGAAUUUCUCAUCACGUCACCUGAAAUGAUGACAACCUAAUGUUACCUAGAAAUAUUAUUUAUUUAGGGUUUUAAAAAAGUAACAACAGAAGGAUUGAAUAUUUUUAGUCGUAUAAAUAAAAACAUUUUGGGAAAUGUUACUUUUCUCGCAGGCAUCCAGCAGCRCUCCUCUUUAAUCAAACUGUUGUUCUGAUGGUAUUUAUUUUGAAUAAAAUGUUAAAACGUUUACCUGAAAUUAUCAUUUCACUGCAGGACACUUCUGCUGUUCUGCUCCCACUGCUUGUGUUGAAUUCUUUUGUUUUCAUUUUUCAGUUUGAGUGGAUUGUUUGACCUUAUUUUCUUUUUGUCGGGUUUUUUUUAAUCUGAAUUGAGAUUAUUAGAGAUUCACUCCGACACAACGAGAAUGUUCAUGAAGCUUCUGUGAAUCUGUUGUGACUGUGUUGUAAACUGUGUCAAUAAAGCAGCUUGUUUCUUUCA
Molecule: messenger RNA, 4815 nt
Organism: Austrofundulus limnaeus
Lineage: Eukaryota; Metazoa; Chordata; Actinopteri; Cyprinodontiformes; Rivulidae
Gene: plcg2
Product: phospholipase C, gamma 2
Exons: 33
Coding region: 521-4297 (1258 amino acids)
Biological process (GO): phosphatidylinositol metabolic process; phosphatidylinositol-mediated signaling; release of sequestered calcium ion into cytosol
Cellular component (GO): ruffle membrane
Molecular function (GO): phosphatidylinositol-4,5-bisphosphate phospholipase C activity; protein binding
Source: RefSeq, a predicted model, not a curated record